Copidosoma floridanum is the source of this 944-nucleotide messenger RNA. Its product is annotated as pancreatic triacylglycerol lipase-like. Lineage: Eukaryota; Metazoa; Arthropoda; Insecta; Hymenoptera; Encyrtidae. Gene Ontology annotation, biological process: lipid catabolic process. Gene Ontology annotation, molecular function: lipase activity; serine hydrolase activity. The record is from RefSeq and is a predicted model, not a curated record.
UUUUAGUACACUGUCGACUCCAAUCACGCUCCUCUUUUUCAUGUGCUCUAGGUUUUAACUAUUUCUUUCCAACCGACGCGUUCAUGUCUUCUGUAUUUUAUAAAAAUGUAGAAGAAAAAGUUUCCUUUCAUCUCUUUACAAAAGAAAACAUGGAUGGAGAAGAAAUUGUCUUGAACGAUGUUAGUAUAAAGUCCAGUAGUUUUAAUUUUAGUCGUCCAACAAAAAUUAUUACCCAUGGAUAUUGGAACCAAAAGGAGUCUAACGCGUGUACGAUGCCACGUGAUGCAUUUUUAAAAACUAGGGACUGCAACGUCCUAGUUGUAGAUUGGUGGAAAAUGGAAUCAAUCUCGGGUGUGCCAAUAAUUUAUAACGCAGCCUGCAAAAGUGUUCCAAUAGUUGCUGAAUACGUAGCUACAAUGAUUGACUUUCUCGAAAGUCACGGACUGAAUCUUAAUGAUACAUCCUUGAUUGGGCAUUCGUUAGGUGCUCAUUUGAUGGGAAUUGCCGCUUCCAAAACGAAAAACAGAAUUAGCCACAUUGUUGGUUUGGAUCCAGCAGGACCCAUAUUCCAAGACAACAAUUCAUCCGAACGUUUAUCACCUGAUGAUGCCACAACAGUUCUCGUGAUACAUACAAACGUAGGCCAUUGUGGAUUAUCCCAGACAAUAGGACAUUACGACUUUUAUCCAAAUGGUGGACAUAAGCAACCAGGAUGUUGGAUGAAUCAUUGUGCACAUUCGCGUUCUUAUGAAUUAUACGCUGAGUCAAUUUUUAGUCGAGAUGGAUUUUAUGCGAAUUGGUGUUCCAGCUUAAAUUUUGAUGUUGAAGGGAACUGUAACAAUAAUACUGUAAAAAUGGAUGAAAACUUACGAACUCAAAAUGCAAAAGAAGGAAUUUACUACUUAGAAACAAGUGAUUCAUUUCCUUAUGCCCUAGGAAGGUGA